Rotaria socialis is the source of this 594-nucleotide messenger RNA. Lineage: Eukaryota; Metazoa; Rotifera; Eurotatoria; Philodinida; Philodinidae. The record is from the annotation of a GenBank genome assembly.
AUGCAUUCUAUGGGAAUAGUUUCUGCUAUGUUAUUUGUUGUUUUUGCAACAACAGCAACAAAUGCUCUCAUAUGCAAGCCAGUUACAUGCAUGCUUGCAUGCCCAUAUGGUUUUGCCACCGAUGUAAAUGGCUGUCCACAUUGUUCAUGUCGUCAAACAGAAAACGUUUGCAGUGAACCUAUUAUUGGUUAUAAUUGUGGUAGUGUUGAUCACCGUGAUUGUCCAAGUUCACACGAAUGCCGACUCACUUUCUCUACUCUUCAUGGUCAAUGUUGUUUGAAACCUUUCAGUUCAUCGACAGCUAGACCUUCUACACGUAUAACCACUGCCUUUAAGACAACACCUCGACCAGUUACAGGUACAAGCACGGCGCGUACGACAACAUCUCGACCUGUCACAGGUGCCACCACUGCUCGUAUGACUACAGACGUAACUCGAACGCCAAGUCAACGUCCAUUAAGUAUGUUGUUGACAUUUGCAACAGGAUCAGCAACAACAGGUCGUGCUACUGACUCACCUGCAUCAACUACACAAAGUUCGUUUACUACUGGCCGUGGAACUGGUUCACCUGCAACCACCUCACGUCGAUUUUAA